AUGAAGGCAGGGAAAUUCUCGAGGACGCAGCGCACGUUGAGGACGUGCAGAUCUCUGUUGCUCCCGUGGAUCAACGGAGGUGGUUACAGCGUGUGUUUCUUUGCACAGCGAUUAAGGGGGAGGACCAAUGGCAACAAAGGAGACCGAGAGGACGGUGGCUCCUCCUCUCCCUAUCUCUCCCUGUCUCUCUCUCUCUCACUGUGUGUGCGUGCUUUAUACAUGUAUAUAAUCCAUGAGUUGACCCAGAAAACAAACUACUCUGUCAACCGAGACGCAGCGCAGUUUGGAUCCGCCGAAGACCAAAACGCCAUGGCAGAACACAUGAUGAUGCCCAUGACCCAUGGCUUUAGGAUGAGUAUGAAUGGAGCUCCACAACACAAUGGACAGCCGGGGAUGCGGAGUCUGCCCAAUGGCCAGGUGAUGCACUAUGGCAGGAACCCUCAGAAUAACAUGGAGGCUGCCAUGAGACAGAGACCAAAUAUGGUGGGCCCCGGAGGGAUGGGCAGCCCGGUGAAUGGCGCUCCCAUGGCCAGCCACCACCACCAGAUGAUGUCCGGUAACAUGAUGUACAGCAGCCAGGGCCUGCAGCAGCAGCAUCACCACAUGCACACCCAGCAGCAACAGCAGCAACAGCAACAGCAGAGUGGACACCCGCAGCAGUACCAUCCUGGUAACCUCACCUCCCAACAGCUCAUGGCCAGCAUGCACCUGCAGAAACUCAACACUCAGUAUCACGGACACCCGCUCGCCUCGGCCAAUGGCCACCAUAUGCCUAACGGGGCACAGUACCGAGUGGGCCCGGCCCAGCUUUCGGGCAUGCAGCACAUUGGUGGACCGUUGGGGCCCAACGGAAUGGACAUCGACCUGAUUGAUGAGGAGGUUCUGACGUCCCUGGUGUUAGAGUUUGGUUUGGAUCGCGUUCAGGAGCUGCCCGAGCUUUUCCUGGGACAAAAUGACUUCAUAUCGGACUUUGUGUGCAAACAGCAGCCGAGCACUGUGAGCUGCUGAUCAAAUCAGCUUCCGGCCGAUUCGGUUUGCUUGAACUGGACACCCCCAAAGAAUGACUUAGUGGCACCAGUAGCACAGCAAAAGGAGACAAUCUCUCUUAUCUGUUUGGGUGUUUCUGUGUGUGUAUAUGACAGUGUCUAAUAUGCCUUCACACUGACCUGCCUGAGAUUAGAUUAAGAGUUUUAAUGAGCAAAAAUGCAGAGAAAGCACCAGGCUUUUUCUGUUUUAGCCUGUGCCAGUGAGAUCUUUCGCCUUUGGCCAAAUAGAGGCAUCCUGAUGUAGCGGGCUCUGCCUGUACCCAUCUGGCCCUCAGCACAUGUGCCUACAGUGCAAAGGCAUUUGAAUAGUAGAUUUCACACAAUACGAGAACACAACUAAAACAGUGUCCAUCUAUUUGUGUUCGAUAUGGUGUUAUCUGGCAAUGUGUUUUUAUCUUGGAUGGCUUCUGCAACUGGUAGAAAACAUCUCAGAGUUUGUAAAUAACUAUCCACUGAAUUUCUUCCCAUUGCUAUUGAGAGAGGAGAAUCUGUGAGUGCAUAUUGAAGGCUGGCUCUUCAAAAAUUUCUUCCUUCUAAAAAAACAAAGAUACAAAUAAACUAAGUCAACUCUUUAAAGAGCUAGUAAGGGUAGAGUUUAGGUGGUACAGCAUUCCUGAGUAACCUGAUUACACUUUUGGUAAAUUGUUAUGGGCAGAUUUACUAGAUUGAUUGUUUAACUUUUUUGUCUUUAACUUCAUUCUGAAUGAAUAUAUGCUUUCAUUUAAUUUAUGACCUUUGCUAAUUUACUUUAACUGAUUCAUGUUGAUCAUUGGAAGCACAUUUUCACAAGUGGCUUAAACCAACAUUUUAUUUGUAUGUGGAAGACUCACUGCCAUAUAUAGGGUCAAGCAAAUCCUACUGAAUACAAUGAUAUCGCUGAGAAAUAAUCUAAACAAACUAACAGAUGAAGCUUUUUUUCUUUUGAAAGUCUUUUGGAAAACUAUGAAAUGGUGGGUGAUUGCAGGAUUUAGAUCUAUAUGUUUUUGUGCACCGGCACAGUGAUGCAUUUAAAUCCCAUUGAAUUACACCCUCUUCCAUAAAAAACUGCUCAGUGUCAUGAACCUAACAGAAGGCUGUGUAGUGGGGGAGAUUUUGGUGCGUGGACAUAUUGUGUGGACACAGCACUCACUGCCAGCAUUUGGCUUAAUCAUUGUUUAAAACUGCCACUACCUGUGGAAUUGAUUUCAUCACACUGGACCAGCAGGCGAGGAGCGAAGUUUCCAUAUAUUACCUUACUCUGCUGCUUUUUAAGUGAUUAGGUUUAAAUGACGUGUUUUCACACGUCUUGUCUUAAUUGAGGUCAGUUUGCUCAUUCUCCGGUGACUCAAUAAUUAUAAGACAGACAUGUUCUGUGGUUCUUUGUUUAAGCACAGUUGGUUAUUAGGUUUUUUGCCUAGGUUUGCUGCUUUGUUGCUGCAGGCCAGUUGUGUGAGAACCUACUGCACACGUAUUUGUGGAGCUGUUGGAGGGGUUAGUGCUGCUCCAGUGGACUGUGUUAAUCUGCUCCAUUGCAACUCUACUGCUGUCCCCGUCUCCCUGGAGAUGUGCCAUCUCCGAGCUCUUGAUUCAAACAAUGGGCAUUGUAACGCUGUGAUGUAAAGACCAGCACGAGUCGCCGCUCUUUCACACUUCUGGGCUGGUUAAAAUGCAGCCAGACAAAACUCACAGUUGGAUAUGGAAGUACAGUGGCCUGAUUACUGCUAUAUCGGUAAAUGCAGCCUUUUUGUGUAUUGUAUCUUUGUACUGUAGACUAGAGGUGAAGUUGAUCUAAAUACUUUUAAGGUACUUUGAAAAAAAAGAAAAAGAAAUAUCGUCAGAUGUAAAUGUAAAUCAGUGGCUGAUUUCUUUUUUGUGUUGACCAGAGGUUAUAUCCUACAUUUUUACGGUGUGUAGAUACAGUAUACCAAUGUCUUUGGGUGCAGGGCCUUAAGCUUUAAGACCAAGUAGAUUGCAUGUUUAAGCAAGUGUGAGGGUUGCCACCACUUUACUACAAAGCUGCUGAGAAUGUAAAGAACACUGCUUUGUGGGAAUUUGUCCUAAAAUGGUAGAUAAAUGCGUGAGAUUGUACUCCUGGUUCCAAAAUUACACAUCAUUCAUUUGGGUAAACCCCCACGCAACCCAUUGUCCCAUCUUGUCCUUUCCCAGUUCCUUAAAGCUUUUGUAAUGUUAUUGAUUCUAUUUUAAAGAAAAUGUAUUUAUUUUCAAAUAAAGUAUUUAUUUAAAGAGC
Messenger RNA from Menidia menidia (Atlantic silverside), 3273 nucleotides. The record is from the annotation of a GenBank genome assembly. NCBI's taxonomy places the organism in Eukaryota, Metazoa, Chordata, Actinopteri, Atheriniformes, Atherinopsidae.